GUCAUUCGCGGGAAGUCCGCGCGAGGACGCGAAAUGAGCGAGUGCGGCGCCGUGAUUCUUCUGACAAGGAGCCGAAACAACAACAACAAACAAACAACUAAACAAAUAAACAAACAAACAGCCGCCCUCUGCCUUCUGUUGGAUUAUAAUGGAUUUAACCUAAACACAAGAGGAGGAACACCGGCUCCAGCGGCUCGGUCUAAGCGGACACACGGCGGAGCAUGAGCGCGUUCUGCGGAGUCUCGCGGCAGCGGCGCUCGCGCAGCAGCACCGAGGCCACAGCGGCGCGCGGCGCUGCCAGAUGUGCGGCUAGCGCGCGGAUUAGCCUCGCAGCGGCGGGAAGAAAAGCGCUGGUUUUCGUGACACCUCGCUUUUCCGAGACUUAACGCGCUCUCCGGGCGAAUAUCUGCGGGCUCGGGGCCGCAGCGGGUUAAAGUUGUUUUAAAUUCGGGGUUAAAAGCGGCCCGUUUAGCCUGACCGCGGCCAGCUAGGUUAGCUAGCUAACUGGGCUAAUUAGUGUGUUUUUUGGCCACUUAGCCGAUGAGCUAACGCGCGCGAGGCUGAAAAACCUCCAAAAAGGCGCGAAAUUCGCUAAGCAAAAAACUUUUAGACAAGUUUUGAAGCCUAGCUUAAACGGGCCGUGGUUGAUUUUUGUGAAUAUAUCAUUUAAAUGUUUAUUUUUUGGCUGGGCUCUGUAGGUUAGUCCAGCUAACUGACUUCACCUAAGUUAGUUCGCUAGCCGGAGGACCGCAUCAGCCCUUCCGUGGCUGGUUAGGGCGGUUGUUGUCGGUGUGACCCCGAUGCGGACGGUCUGGUCCUCGUCCACGGCAUCGCGGGGGCUCCGCCGCAGCGCAGCGCAGGCAUGCAGCCGCAGCACGGCUAUGAUUUCUCCAGCGAAGAGAACAGCCCCAAAUGGCGAGGCCUGUUCGUGCAGGCGCUGAGGAAGGUGCAGUUGCAGGUGCAUCCGAACCUGUCUGCUAAAGAGGAUGCCCUGCAGCACAUAGAGGAGCUUAUACUGCAGCUUCUGAACAUGCUUUGUGUCAGCCAGCCCAGAACUGUCCCUGAUGUGGAGGAGCGUAUCCAGAAGACGUUUCCAUACCCCAUUGAUAAAUGGGCAAUGGCAGAUGCUCAGUCAGCCAUAGAAAAACGUAAACGCAGGAACCCUCUACUGCUUCCUGUGGACAAAAUCCACCCAUUACUUAAGGAGGUGUUGGGCUAUAAGAUCGACUACCAUGUCUCCCUUUACAUCGUAGCUGUUUUGGAGUACAUAUCAGCUGACAUCCUCAAACUGGCAGGAAACUAUGUGGGCAACAUUCGGCACUAUGAAAUUAGCCAGCAGGACAUCAAGGUGUCCAUGUGUGCAGACAAGGUGCUAAUGGACAUGUUUGACCAAGAGGAGGUGGGGUUGGUGUCUCAAUGUGUAGAGGAGGUCUCCUCCACAGGUGAGCUCACCUAUGAUGACUUGGUGCGCCUGGAGAUUGCAGAGGAGCGGCAGUACCUGCGUGAGCUCGACCUCAUUAUCAAAGUUUUCCGCAAAGCCUUUCUGUCCAACAGCAAACUCUUCACACCUCAGGAUGUGGAAGUGGUGUUUAGUAAUAUUCUGGAGGUUCAUGAGCUGACAGUAAAGCUGCUGGGGUUGAUAGAAGAUGCGGUAGAGAUGACCGCAGACGGGAGUCCACACCCUCUGGUGGGCAGCUGCUUUGAAGACCUCGCUGAGGAACAGGCCUUUGACCCAUAUGAGACCCUUUCACAGGACAUUCUUCGCAGAGAGUUUCAUGACCAUUUUAGCAACCUCAUGUCCCGUUCCACUGUAGCACUGCACUUCCAGUCGAUUGCUGAAGGUUUCAAGGAGGCUGUGCAGUAUGUUCUCCCACAGCUGAUGAUGGUUCCUGUUUAUCAUUGUAUGCACUACUUUGAACUCCUCCAGCAACUGCAGGAGCGCAGCGAGGACCAGGAUGACAGGGAGUGUUUAAAACAGGCUCAAACUGCCCUCCUGAUCUUGCAGAGCAGCGUUGAGCGUAUAUGUGGAAAAAAACAGCCCCGGCGCAAAACUAGCGAGCCGCUGUACCGGUUGUACAGCAGGCCAGUCCGCAGUAAACAAGUUGCUAUAAAGCGUAUGAACGAGAUCCAGCGGAGCAUAGACGGCUGGGAGGGGAAGGACAUCGGUCAAUGCUGCAGCCAGUUCAUCCUAGAGGGGCCGCUGGUGCGUGCAGGGGCAAAGCAUGAGCGGCAUAACUUCCUGUUUGAUGGCCUUAUGAUUAGCUGCAAGGCUAAUCAGUGCUCUCGGCUGCCAGGGACGGGCAGCGGAGCAGAGUUUCGCUUGAAGGAGAAGUUUGUGCUGCGCAAGUAUCGGAUCGUAGACCGUGAUGAUUCAGGUGAGCUGCGAUUUGCCUUUGAGUUGGUCGGCCGUGAGGACAGCAGUGCCAUCUUUUGCGCCCGCUCAACAGAGGAGAAGAACGCAUGGAUGGCUGCACUGGUGACACUGCAGUACCGCUCCACACUGGAUCGUAUGCUGGACACUGAACUGCAGCGAGAGGAGCAGGCACAGCCCCUUCGGCUGCCUUCUCCUGAGGUUUACCGCUUUACUGUGCAGGACUCGGAAGAAAACAUUGUUUUUGAGGAGCACACGCAGAGCAAGACCGGAAUACCUAUCAUUAAAGCUGGUACUGUGGACAAACUCAUUGAGAGACUCACAUACCACAUGUAUGCAGAUCCAAAUUUUGUGCGCACAUUCUUGACGACAUAUCGUUCCUUCUGCAAACCACAGGACCUCCUCACGCUGCUCAUUGAAAGGAUUGAGAUUCCGGAGCCGGAGCAGUCGGAGGAACAUUUGCAGGCACUGUGGAAUGGAGAUCAACCUAUGGCAGCCGAACUCCAGAGAUUCCGACGAGAAUAUGUGCAACCUGUGCAGCUCAGGGUUCUGAAUGUGUUCCGUCAGUGGGUGGAGCAUCAUUUUUAUGACUUUGAGAAUGAUCCAGAAUUACGCUUUAGGCUUGAGGAGUACAUCACCAGCACCUUACAGCUCAGAGGCAAGUCCAUGCGUAAGUGGGUGGAGUCCAUUAAUAAGAUAAUUAAGCGGAAGAUACAGACACAGACGAAUGGUGUAAGCCACAACAUCACCUUUGAAAGCCCUCCGCCUCCUAUAGAGUGGCACAUCAGCCGUCCUGGACAGGUUGAAACCUUUGACCUUAUGACCCUUCAUCCAAUUGAGAUUGCUCGCCAGCUCACCCUGCUGGAGUCCGACCUGUACAGGGCUGUCCGUCCCUCUGAGCUGGUGGGCAGUGUGUGGACAAAAGAAGAUAAGGAGAAGAACUCUCCAAACCUGCUAAGGAUGAUAAGACACACCACCAACCUCACACUGUGGUUUGAAAAGUGCAUUGUUGAGGCUGAGAAUCUGGAUGAGAGAGUAGCUGUGUUUACACGGAUUAUUGAGGUUCUGCAGGUGUUCCAGGAGCUCAACAACUUCAACGGUGUCUUAGAGAUUGUGAGUGCCAUCAACUCUGUCCCAGUGUAUCGCCUUGACCACACAUUUGAGGCAGUUCCAGAAAGGAAGAGGAAGAUUCUAGAGGAAGCAGUUGAGCUCAGUCAGGAUCACUUUAAAAAAUACCUGGCCAAGCUUAAGUCCAUCAACCCACCCUGUGUGCCUUUCUUUGGUAUCUACCUGACAAACAUUCUAAAGACAGAAGAGGGAAACCCAGACUUUCUGAAGCGUCAUGGCAAAGAGCUGAUCAACUUUAGCAAGAGGCGUAAAGUGGCUGAAAUUACUGGGGAGAUUCAGCAGUACCAGAACCAGCCGUACUGCCUCCGAGUGGAACACGACAUUAGAAGGUUCUUUGAGAAUCUGAAUCCCAUGGGCAUUAUGAGUGAAAAAGAGUUUCCUGAGUAUCUGUUUAACAAAUCUCUGGAAAUUGAGCCACGGAACUGCAAACAGCCUCCACGAUUUCCCAGGAAGACGACGUACAGUCUAAAGUCCCCUGGGGUACGUCCUGUGCGGCAAGCAUCCAGCAGUGGUGGGACAGCGCGGGUUCACCCGGUACCAUUAGAGCGAGAACCACCGCAUAAAAUAACAUUCAGGAGCAUCGCAGAGACUGAGGCAGAGAGCACCACCUCACUGCCCACAUCACCAAAUACACCCACACCUCCACAAAGCGCUAGCUCAGACCUUUCCUCUGUCUUUAUGGAGCACGACCCCAGCAGCACCUAUGGUAACAACAGCAUAUUUGCACCUGUUAUUCUGCCACCUUCAAAAUUCCACUCUGUGUCCUGUGGCAGUCUCCAUCAGUUGGGUGAUGAGCCUCUUAGACCUCCACCAUUGCCUCCUCGCAGAAAAGACACAUUCUCAGAUACCAAGUUGAGCUCCAGGUCUGAGGACAGUCCUCCUGCCAUCCCUCCACGGUUACCUCCUCCCCUUCCCCGCUUGCAGCCACGGGUCCCUGCUUUUAACGGCCCGGCAGACGGUCCCUUACCGAGCCCCCCACCUCCACCGCCCCGCGACCCUAUCCCGGAUUCACUGCCCCCACUGCCACAGCGCCCUCCGGAGAGCUUCAUCAACUACCCCAUCAACUCUGCUGUGUCUCCAGUUGGGCGGAUUCAGUGGGACUUUAGCAGCUCGCCCAGCUCACCCUGCACUCCACCUGGCACACCCUCUCCCCGCUUAGUGCCCCCUCCUGGCACUCCCUCACCUCGCGUGCCACGUCGCUCAUGCCCGCUCAGCUCCAGUCAGACCAGCCUAUGCCACCUGCCUCUGCCCACCACAGCGCCUCCCGUACCUCCUCGACACAACUCCACCUCAGCGCUCCCCAAACUGCCUCCAAAAACUUACAAAAGAGAGCUUUCUCACCCUACACACACACUCUCCCAGCCACCCAUACACACACUUUCCCAGCCUUCAAUACACACACUUUCUCUGGUGGAUAACACAGACAGCAGCCAGUGAGAGCUGACAGCAUGUUGUUCAUCAAUGCUUGUGUUGGUGUGUGUGUGUGUGUGCGACUGUGUGUGUUUAUGUAAAUAUAUGCAGAGUGGAACGUCAAUCUAAAACCACGUUGUUGUUUUUUUUUUUGUUGUUGUUUUUUUUUUACUUUAAACACUGUUCACACCAAACAGAUUUUUAUAAUAACAUACAAAACAUGAUAAGGCUGCCGAAGUCAGCACACCAGAGUUACAGCCUAUACGCAUGGAGCUGCACCCACAGCAGGCCUCACUCACUGGAUGUUCCUCCCACAUGUGGAUCUUAAAAAAUGAACCCCAGUUGUCCUGAUUACUCCUAAUGAGAAUCAUUCAAGACAUUUUUAGCGUCUAUAGUUCUGUCUCUAGUUUUAUAUUGGAGCUAAAAGGCUAGUUUAGCUAAGUUGUUUUCACUUGCCACAUUUUCAAAAGGGAAUAACAGUUUUUCAGAAUUCUCUGUCAACAAACUCAUUCAGAGUGAGUGGUGUCCAGUCCAAAUUGUUCACAGUGGUGAUGAAUUGAACCACAAUUCCAAGAUGUAUAGAGAAUUUAACAAUCUGACACAUUUUGGCCCAAUCCCAUUUCACCACUUGGUGUUUUGUAUUUUGUUAGUUUAGGAAAGUAUUUUCCUAAAUCAAUGACCUAUAUUACCAUAGUUUAAUGUAUAGUUUCAAUGUUUUGUGACCAUUUCCUUUAUAACAAGCAUAAACAAUUACUUUGUCUCUGUAGCUUGCUUGCUGACUUUUUUGUUUGACCUAAAAUGGUGCAACAAAUGCUGCAGCAUUUAAGGUGAAACAGAAAAAUAAAAGAAAAUGAAAGGUUAUUUCUGCUCCCCAUCAGAAGAAUUAAGGAAUGGACAACAAUAUUUAAUUGCUGCACCACCUGCCCCCUUUCUGAAGAAAUAUGAUGCCAUACAAUUGCAGAACAUUACCCCUCCACUACAUCGGUGUCAGGUGCUUGAAGGCUUGUCCAAAUUCUUAGGAGUAGGAUUUUACCCUUACCCCUUCGUAGCUCUGUUCAAAGGUGAAGAAGGGUUAUACUUGGAAAAAUAAGGAGUAGGGGUACAAAAGAGAAAUGGAAUUGGCCCCUGUUCUAAAUGUGAUGUAAGUUUUCAUGCUUCCAUUUCCAAACAGUUUCAGAGGCAAACUAAAGACAGCAAACAUGUCUUGGCUGUGCAAAUUAGAUUUUUGCCUAACUUUUUCUUGUUGAACUCAAACACACUCACACGCUCUCACACUCUCUUGUGCUGCUGCUUCUCGAGGCCUUUAUACGUGCUCCAACUCCACACAGCAAAGCACCAUGGCCAAAGUUGAACUCUCACUGCAUACAGAAAGAAAGGUGAUUGACCCUUUGUAAUUUAGAUUGUACACUAUAGGACAACGCCAUGGCAACCACAGCACGCCUCUCUUCAGCUGCCUUUUUGCUUAAAACAGCCAUGACCUACGACCUGAGACUGUGACGUUCAGGUGAAUUAAUCUUGUUGACUCUGAAUCGUCAGAGGCUGAACUGUUUUUAUUUUUAUUUAAAGCCAUUUAAAAGCCAAGAUGAUGUCUUAAACUCCCAUAUACCGCAAGAAUGGUGGGUUCUGCUGUCAAAACACUACAUUUCCCACCGUGCUGACCUACUACACCAGGAACCAGUGGAUUCUUUUUGCGAUUCACUGCGAUUGUCAGUGUCCAAAAUGGAAAUGGAGGAGGAUUUUAUAGACUGUUGAUGAUGAUAAUGAUUUUCAGCCCCAAUCUCAGACGUGCCUUUAAUUUCACUCACACUGUUACUGAACAAACCAAAAGGCUUAAAUUGAGUCUAACGAAUCAUUUGCCUUCAUGCUUAGAACAAAGUUGUACACUACAGCUGCGUGUGUAUUUGCGUGUGUGUGUGUAUGAAUGUGUGUUGACUAACUGAGUUUUCUGUAUAAAGUGUUUCUAUUCUUGAA
Molecule: messenger RNA, 6880 nt
Organism: Astyanax mexicanus (Mexican tetra)
Lineage: Eukaryota; Metazoa; Chordata; Actinopteri; Characiformes; Acestrorhamphidae
Gene: sos2
Product: son of sevenless homolog 2 (Drosophila)
Exons: 23
Coding region: 863-4936 (1357 amino acids)
Biological process (GO): Ras protein signal transduction; positive regulation of GTPase activity
Cellular component (GO): plasma membrane
Molecular function (GO): protein heterodimerization activity; guanyl-nucleotide exchange factor activity
Source: RefSeq, a predicted model, not a curated record